Molecule: messenger RNA, 2079 nt
Organism: Neopsephotus bourkii (Bourke's parrot)
Lineage: Eukaryota; Metazoa; Chordata; Aves; Psittaciformes; Psittacidae
Gene: CLDN14
Product: claudin 14
Exons: 1
Coding region: 91-801 (236 amino acids)
Biological process (GO): bicellular tight junction assembly; cell adhesion
Cellular component (GO): plasma membrane; bicellular tight junction
Molecular function (GO): structural molecule activity
Source: RefSeq, a predicted model, not a curated record
GCUGCAUAUCUUCCAAGAAAAGCUCAUGUUUUCCGAAGGAAUUCAAGCGGAGGUGCUUUAUUAAGAGAACUAGGCAGGACAAACAUUAACAUGGCAAGCUCGGCUGUUCAGUUACUUGGCUUCUCCCUAAGCCUGCUCGGCCUAAUUGGAACAUUAAUUGCUACUAUUCUGCCACACUGGUGGCGAACGGCACAUGUAGGCACCAAUAUUAUAACAGCUGUGGCCUAUAUGAAAGGGCUUUGGAUGGAGUGUGUUUGGCACAGCACCGGCAUCUACCAGUGCCAAGUCCACCGCUCCCAGCUGGCGCUACCCCGUGACCUCCAAGUCGCCCGUGCCAUGAUGGUAAUUUCCUGCGUCCUUUCCGCGCUGGCAUGUGUGAUUGCUGUCAUUGGUAUGAAGUGCACUCAGUGUGCCAAGGGGACUUCUGCCAAAGCCUCCAUCGCAGUCUCUGGGGGGAUCGUUUUCAUCCUGGCUGGUCUUGUCUGCCUGGUACCUGUUUCUUGGACCACUAACGACAUUGUUAUAGAUUUCUACAACCCCGUGCUUCCCAGUGGGAUGAAGUAUGAGAUAGGUCAAGCUCUUUACCUUGGCUUUGUCGCCGCAUCUUUGACGAUCAUUGGUGGUGCUCUGCUCUGCACAUCAAGCCAGUGUCGUGGGAAUGAGACACCUUACCAGACACAGCCCAGCAGCAUAAGAAGGACUGCUCCCUCCUAUCGACCACCAACUGUCUACAAGGGAAACCAUGCUUCUUCCCUGACAUCUGCUUCCCAUAGCGGCUACAGAUUAAAUGACUAUGUGUGAGUUCCCUAACAUUUGCCUGUGAGACACAGCUGCUUUAUAAUUUCUGUGCAUGGCAUAAAACAAAGCUAAGCUAACUUCUAAGUUAUAAGGGUUACAAUACAAAGUUUACCAUUGUUUGUUUCUUCCUUUGCUUUCUUUCUGGAGAAAGAAAGAACGUGAACACAAAACUGCUUGCUGCAAAACCUGGAAAACAAAUACAGAGGAGGCUGUGGUAUUCCAGGGACAGCACAUACCUGCCUACUUUCAAUUAGAGUUUUCCAGGCAGCUCAAGAGCUGUUUUGCUAGACGUAAUGAUUUUGUUUGUAGUUUCCGUCCUGCGACAACCACUAAAGUGGAACUGGCCUCAACUUGUUGUUUGAACAGUGUUCCAACAAAAGAUGCCGUCUUGCCUAAACCAGAGAAUUAUGUGGCGAGACACAGUGAUUUUCCAGCAGUGACUGCCUGCUAAGUUUCUUUUUUCCAUAGUGCAUGAAUGAUUCGUUAUGACAAGGUAUUACUUUUGCUUUGACUUAACUUUUUGUUUGGUUUUUUUAUAGUCCCUUGAAAUAUGGAUUUCUAUAGCAUUGUGACAGAUGUAUUUGACAGUAUGUUAUAGCCAAUAUUUUAAAUUAUACUAUAAUGUUUUGACCUUAUCAAAAUAAAAUUUUAGCACAUUUUUAAAACAAGACAAUGCGUCAUAAUGGAAACAAACCAUCUCUGUGGAUCAGAAUUGGGUCUUUAGAAAUGUUGGGAGUAGAACAAAACUGGACAUUUGAUGUUAAACUUUAAUUAAAAAAAUAGAAAAAAGCAAGUAUCAGAAUUUGUCAAAGAAUGGGUAUUUAGCUCUUCAUCAGAUUUAGCUGUCUGUAUGCAUUAUACAGAGCAGAAAAACAGUUUCUAGAAUCCUGUCCCCAAAGACCAUGUGAUGAAAUGUACUAAUUUCUUAGGCUUUGUCCUGGAUCUUUUAUGCCUGGGAUCCUGACUGAUGGUGCAUUAGAGUUAGUAAGAAUAUUCCCAUCUACUCCAGCAGCAUUUGGGGCACUUCCAUUCACCCAGGCUUAGGUAAACAAGGCAGCCUCUGUGCCAGCAGAGGUUACACUCAGGGUUUGUAACUGUUGCCGGUCAGGUUGAGUAUAAAAUCAAGGCAUUUACUUCUAAAAUGCUUGCAAAAUGGAAUCAUUCCCCAGUGUGUUCAAACAAUUAAAAACCAAACUAAUGAACAAAGAACCCCAGCCAUCUCCAUUUCAUGUUACAGCACAGUCCAGUGCAGCACACACUGUGGUAUACAACUAUGACAAA